CGCCGCGCCCGGCGGACAUGAAGCAGCAUGAGGAUGUGUGAGCGCGGCGUCCAGAUGCUCAUCACCACCGUGGGAGCCUUCGCCGCCUUCAGCCUCAUGACCAUCGCGGUGGGCACGGACUACUGGCUGUACUCGCGCGGCGUGUGCCGCACCAAGGCCACGGGCGACAAUGAGACGAGCCGCAAGAACGAGGAGGUGAUGACCCACUCGGGCUUGUGGCGGACGUGCUGCCUGGAAGGGACUUUCCGCGGGAUGUGCAAGAAGAUUGACCACUUCCCCGAAGACGCGGACUACGAGCAGGACACGGCCGAGUACCUCCUCCGGGCUGUCCGAGCAUCCAGCAUCUUCCCCAUCCUGAGCGUGGGCUUGCUGUUCUUCGGGGGCCUGUGCGUGGCAGCCAGCGAGUUCUACAAGAGCAAACACAAUGUCAUCCUCAGCGCCGGGAUCUUCUUCGUGUCGGCAGGUCUCAGUAACAUCAUCGGGAUCAUCGUCUACAUCUCCGCCAAUGCGGGCGACCCCGGGCAGAGCGACUCCAAGAAGAGCUACUCGUAUGGCUGGUCCUUCUACUUCGGCGCCUUGUCCUUCAUCAUCGCGGAGAUGGUGGGGGUGAUCGCCGUGCACAUGUACAUCGAGAAGCAUCGCCAGAUCCGGGCCAAGUCCCACUCGGAGCUGCUGAAGAAGUCGGCCUUCACGCGCCUCCCCACCUACCGGUACCGUUUCCGCCGGCGGUCCAGCUCCCGCUCCACGGAGCCUCGCUCCAGGGACUUGUCUCCCGUCAGCAAAGGCUUCAACACCAUCCCCUCCACCGACAUCUCCAUGUUCACCCUCUCGCGGGAUCCGUCCAAGGUGACCAUGGGGACGCUGCUGAACUCGGAGCGGGACCACGGGUUUUUACAGGUCCAUAACUCCAUCCCCAAAGAGUUCAAGGAGUCGCUGCACAACAACCCGGCCAACCGGCGAACCACGCCGGUCUGAGCCCAGCGCCCGGGGCCGGGGGCCUGUACAGAGGUGUGUUGUCGGCUGCAUGACAUGAUCCUAGUGACGGUGUAACCAGUGAAACCCUGUUUUUAAAGAACAAACCCAUGUGGCUCCCCGCGCCCCUGCCCCGGACGUGGCUGGGUUUUUAACCCCCGCAAGUUCGCUUGCCAAGCCAGGCCACUGUGUUUAUGGUUGAACUGUGUUUGGGCCCCGCGAUCCCUCUCCUUUGCCUUCUCCUCGGGGAAAGGGGCAUUGGCUUUGCCGUGGCUCGCUGGAGCAAGGCCCCCCAGGACUGGCGGGGGGCUUCCACAACCUUUUGGGACCACGACUCCUUGACGCUGCCAGUGUUAAUGUCGACAGCAACAGUCACCGUGUUACCUUAGCUGUAUGUCCCAAUGGAAAUGCUGGAGACAGCCCCAUUUGUGAGCAUCAUUCAUCCAGUACUUACGUUUAUGCGAAACGAGCCAGACGCCCAGAGUACAGCGCGCCGGGCGGGCUAACGCGACGAGCGCUCGCGGCGUUCAGACCAUUUGCCUCGUUGUAGUGGGUGCAGUGCUCGGGCUGGGGUUUCUUUCUGGCAUUUCAUGCAUGCAUUAAAUAGCUUGGAGUCCGAUUUCUUCAUGCUGGUUUGGGGAGAAACGUCCUCUUGCACUUUCUGUCGUUUGGAAGGGGCUCUUCCUUCCCUUUUCGUUUUUCUUUUGGGGCAUUCAGAUCAUGUACAGGACUCAGGAGCUGAAUCCUUCCAGCGACUGGCAGCCACUAGCCAGCAUUUAAUUAAUUAACUAACCUCUAGUGUUACAAGUAAAUGAAAUUUAGACACGCACGCACACGGGUACACAUGCGUGCAUAUACAUACACACGUGCACUCAUAAUGCACACGCGCACACAGGCUUGGGCACAACUAAGGGGAGGAAGCUUGACCUAGUCUUAUAUUAGGAGGCGCUGGGUUUGCAUCUCGCGGUCAUUUGUGUGUCGUUGGUGUACGGCUCUAUAAUGAGGAAUGUCUCAACUGACUGGGAGAUUCAAAAGGAAAAUAACAAUAAAAAAAAGUUCAGUUCAGCAAA
This is a messenger RNA of Gavialis gangeticus (Gharial), 2042 nucleotides long. RefSeq names its product calcium voltage-gated channel auxiliary subunit gamma 3 (gene CACNG3). The coding region runs from base 28 to 975 and encodes 315 amino acids. The record is from RefSeq and is a predicted model, not a curated record. Gene Ontology annotation, cellular component: postsynaptic density membrane; AMPA glutamate receptor complex. Gene Ontology annotation, molecular function: voltage-gated calcium channel activity; channel regulator activity. The transcript has 4 exons. NCBI's taxonomy places the organism in Eukaryota, Metazoa, Chordata, Crocodylia, Gavialidae. Gene Ontology annotation, biological process: neurotransmitter receptor transport, postsynaptic endosome to lysosome; postsynaptic neurotransmitter receptor diffusion trapping; transmission of nerve impulse.